AAUAGCCUUUGAUUUGCAUGAUAAAAAGGUAAAUAUUUCAGAAACUAAAUAUAUAUAUAAAGUAUAGCAAUUAGGGAAAAAAUAGCAAUUAUGGAUGCAAGUGUUGCAAAAGUAGUAACUGUAUGCAGUUUUUUAUUUUCAUGGUAGUAAAUUACACACAUGAAUGUACUUUGUUAAAAGGUGGAGAAUCUUGAACUGUGAUUAAGAACUUCAAAUUGUGGAGGGCAGCAUUACCCCUCAGUGUACAGCCUGUACAGUGGCAUCGACUUUAACUUUGCCUGUAAUAGCAUUCAUGUCAAACAGGCUUUAAACUCGGCAGGUAACUUACUAAGGGCACCAGUGUGUGCAGUGUUCACUUUGUGGACGAGAAAUGCAAGAGAUAAUUGUCGAAAUGUGACAGAUAUAUCACCAAACAAGCUACUGUCUCCCUCACAGCACCCCCAACAAACUGCCUAUCCAAGGCGAGGAUAAAAGGAUAAACGUUAUAUAGUUAGUUAGUUAGUGUUAUGGGGGGUGAAGUUGUAACAUCCUUUUGUGAGGCAAAGCUUUAUUUGAAGUUAGAGGUUACAAAGAUCAGAUCAGCCUCUCGUCACAAUCUGUAUCCUACUCACAUUUAUAUACCUCUGCGUAAUGGGUAUGUUUGUGUGUUGUAUAUGUUUUUUGACAACCAGCUUUAUCAGAUCUUGUGUUACCCUGACCUUAUAUACUUACAUCUUUACAUUGUCAACAUAUCAAAUAACCUAUUCUUGGCAGUAGACUCUUAGAUUACUGGGAUCUCUUGGUGUAAGAUAUACCAAACUAACACCUGUCCAGGUCAUCCUGACAUUGACUUAUCACUUAUAACUCUAUAUAAACUUUAUCAGUCAAAACAUACAACACUAUCCGUCAUGCGGAAAUCGCCAAGUUCAGCCUCUUAUCCAAACAUUCUCGCCUGCCAACUUUCCUAGCCUCUGACCUUAACUUAUUUUUCGUCAGACAUCAGGUGUCAUUCGUAAUGUUGCUUUUCUACCUGUUUCUGGAUUGUAAACAUCUAGGCCUCAAGGGUUCCAAAAUAUCUGUGUUUUUCCCGCUGUCUAAAUAAUCAAUCCUUAUCAAUGUAUUUGUCACAGUUGUUCAGAAUCCACACCAUUCCCAGUCAAUCUGCACGCUCUGAUGUAUGAUUUCUAAGAAUUUUCUUAAAAGCAGGACAAGCUUCACGGAAAUUCUUGGGUGCCAGCAGGCACUAGAACACUCAGGAACAAGAGAUAAAAGGCCUCAGUAUAUUGUGUGACCAUCUUGUCUUUCAGUGGAGUACAGCCAGGUUGCCGGAAGUAGCAGACAUGAAAUCCGUGGAACAGGCCGAAGAUCUGAUGGCCUUUGAAAGAAGACUGACCGAGUCCAUCUCCUGUUUGCAACCUGCAGCCAACCGGUGGAGAAUGAUUCUGUUAGUGGUGUCUGUUUUGUUGGCCGCUGGAGCUUGGAGCUGGUUAAAUGACCCCAACACACAGAAGGUCUCGUUCUAUUUAUCACUGUGGAAUCAUCCCUUCUUCACGAUCGUCUGCAUCACUUUCAUAGCUCUCUUCUUCGCUGGGAUACACAGGCGGGUUGUGGCACCAUCAAUGUAUCCUUUUAUCUAUUUUAAAUGAAUAUGACUUAACAUU
Messenger RNA from Solea solea (common sole), 1640 nucleotides. It is a transcript of the gene cnep1r1, whose product is annotated as CTD nuclear envelope phosphatase 1 regulatory subunit 1. The coding region runs from base 1320 to 1625 and encodes 101 amino acids. The record is from RefSeq and is a predicted model, not a curated record. NCBI's taxonomy places the organism in Eukaryota, Metazoa, Chordata, Actinopteri, Pleuronectiformes, Soleidae. Gene Ontology annotation, cellular component: Nem1-Spo7 phosphatase complex; cytoplasm. The transcript has 5 exons.